AUGCCUUCGCUCGCUCCUACAGUGAAGCUCAACGACGGCAGGAGCAUGCCGGCUUUCGGGCUCGGCACCUGGCAGGCAACUCCAGAACAAGUCGGGGAGGCAGUUAAACACGCAAUUGAUGUCGGUUAUUGCCAUAUCGACACUGCAGCUGCAUACCACAAUGAAUCAGGUGUGGGUGACGCACUGCAGGAGAAAUUUAAGGAAGGGACAGUCAAGCGAGAAGAUGUGUUCGUUACUAGCAAGUUGUUGAACACCUGUCAUAGCCCAGAAUUGGUUGUGCCAGCCUGCAAGAAGACAUUAAGAGAUCUUAAGCUAGAUUAUAUUGACCUCUAUCUUGUGCACCGGCCAUUUUCAUACAGGGAAGGGGAUGACAUUUAUCCCUUAGAGAAUGGUACUGCAGUGACUACUGACAUUGAUUAUUUGGACACGUGGAAGCAAAUGGAAGAGUGUGUAAAUUUAGGUCUAGCAAAAAGCAUUGGUGUCUCCAACUUCAAUAGUAAGCAGCUCAGCAGAUUAAUUGAAGCAGCUACCAUUAAGCCAGUUAUAAAUCAGAUUGAAUGCCAUCCUUAUCUUAACCAGAAGAAACUAAUUCAUUUCUGCAAGGAAAUGGACAUAACAGUAACUGCCUACUGUCCACUUGCAAAUCCAUCUAUGAUAAUGCCAGGAGGGGAAGUGCCAACAUUGAAUAACCCAAAGCUGAAGUUACUUGCUGCCAAGUACAAGAAGACAGUUGCUCAAGUUGUUCUUAGAUAUGUGGUAUGA
Messenger RNA from Schistocerca cancellata (South American locust), 762 nucleotides. Its product is annotated as aldo-keto reductase family 1 member B1-like. The record is from RefSeq and is a predicted model, not a curated record. Gene Ontology annotation, cellular component: cytosol. Gene Ontology annotation, molecular function: aldose reductase (NADPH) activity. Bases 1 to 762 code for a protein of 253 amino acids. The transcript has 5 exons. NCBI's taxonomy places the organism in Eukaryota, Metazoa, Arthropoda, Insecta, Orthoptera, Acrididae.